Molecule: messenger RNA, 1687 nt
Organism: Chinchilla lanigera (long-tailed chinchilla)
Lineage: Eukaryota; Metazoa; Chordata; Mammalia; Rodentia; Chinchillidae
Product: putative olfactory receptor 2I1
Exons: 3
Coding region: 425-1303 (292 amino acids)
Biological process (GO): G protein-coupled receptor signaling pathway
Cellular component (GO): membrane
Molecular function (GO): G protein-coupled receptor activity; olfactory receptor activity
Source: RefSeq, a predicted model, not a curated record
GCCUGGGCUACAAAGUAAGCUCAAGGCCAGCCUGAACUGCAUAGCGAGACUCUGUCUCAAAACAAACAAACAAGGAAAGUGAUAGUUGUGGCCUAUAAGUACUAGGCUAAGCUUGCUGUAUUGCUCUAAUUUUAGGCAGUAUACACGUUCAAGGAAGUAGGGGGAAAGGAGGCUUACAGUGGAGUCUGCCCAUCUGAAAGGCUGCCAUGUGAGAGGAAGAUUAGGCUUAUUUUGUGGUCCCUGAAACACAACCAGAACGGGGGAGGUAGGUGAAAGAACACUGACUUGAAAAUCAGACUGGUCUGACUACUAGUUAUACACAGCCACUGACUAGCUAUGACCUUAGGGCAACUUAAUUAGCUGUUAGGAGCCUCCACUUGUGCCUGCGUAAAGCAGAGCUUCCAUUCCCUCGUGGGCUCGCCAGAUGGAACUGCAGUUAAUAAACUAUCUGUGCGCUGUCACCUCUCCCCUGCCCGGGGCUUCCUCCGCCUGUAAGUGGCGGUGCCAGUCUCUGUCGCUUAGUGGCACAGAACAUGCCCGCAGUCUCUCUCCUCAGGCCAACCACAGCACCGGGGAGCGCUUCCUGCUGCUGGGCUUCUCCGACUGGCCGUCCCUUCAGCCGGCCCUCUUCGCGCUCGUCCUCCUCGGCUACCUGCUGACGCUCGCAGGCAACGCGGCGCUGCUGCUGCUGGCGGUGCGCGACCCGCGCCUGCACUCGCCCAUGUACUACUUCCUGCGCCACCUGGCGGUGCUGGACGCGGGCUUCUCCACCAGCGUGGCGCCCUUCCUGCUGGCCGGCCUGCGCGGCCCGGCGCUCCGGCUGCCCCGCGGCGGCUGCCUGGAGGGAGGCCGCCAGGGCAGACGAGAUCGCCAGGGUUCAGGUCGCCUGGCUUGGCGGCGACACAGUCUUCACCAAGCCCUCCUGCGAGCGCUCACGGGCCCCACGCACAGCGGCCGGCCGCAGACGGGGCGCCGCGGGCCGUGCGCCGUCAUCCUGGCCUCGUACGGCGCGGUGGGCCGGGCGCUGUGCGCCCUGAGGUCCCGCGGCGGCCGCCGGAAAGCGCUGGGCACCUGCGGCUCCCACCUGAGCGCGGUCUGCCUGUUCUACGGCUCCGCCAGCUACACCUACCUGCAGCCCACGCGCAGCUACAACCAGGGCCGGGGCAAGUUCGUCUCUCUGUUCUACACCGUGCUCACGCCGGCGCUCAACCCGCUCAUCUACACCCUGAGGAACAAAGAAGUGCAGGGGGCGGCGCGGAGGCUCCGGGAGAGUCUGGCGCGGAGGCAGGACCGGAAAUGCUGAUUUGGUUGCAUUUCAUGAUAGUUUUUUCUUCAGUGAACCUGGGGCCCGUAACUGUGAAGACAAUGAAACAUGCUAAGGUAAAUAUUGGUCUUAGAGAGACUUUAGUCAUGAAUAAACUGGGAAUUACUUAUUGACGUCUACAUUUCCAGUGCUAAAAAGAACUAGACAGACAAAACCCCUGCUCUAGAGGAUGAGUCAUUUGUAAUACAGUAGGUCCAGCACUGAUUCUGAACCACUAUGACUCUUCAUUUCACCUUUCAAACUGUGUGCAGGCACUGAUUUCCUCUGUAAACACAAAUAAAAUGUUUUGUUAUGGAUACAUUUUUUGAAUGCUCAUAAUGGGUACUUUUAAGUCUGUGGACAAGAAAUACACUUUGCUGUCUA